UUGGGUCACGUAUAUUGCUUGUUGGUGCGAUUGUACCAAUUCGCACGAAUUGGAUGCAAAUCAAGGCAAUCUUGCAUCCAAGUUAAUCUACUGUUCAGCUGUAAGACUGGGUUGGGUACAAGAUUGCGAUCCCCGAGUCAUCAUGGAAUUUCCAUUCAUGCGAGCAUUUGUGGCUCUUUUUGUUUACCGCUAUCUCCGCUUGGUGGUCAAUCUGGUCUCCUUUUGGACUUUCAAGCCUAUUCCUCUUCCCGAAAACCCAGCCCUCACUGCUCAAGAUGUCACGGUGAUACUUCCCACAUUGGAGGGCUGCGGCGAUGAACUUGUGGAGACGAUAAGGACGAUACUCGAUAAUCAUCCCUUUGAACUGCUUCUGGUGACUAUUGAAGCGAACAAGAAAAAGGCUGAACACAUGCUGAGCUUGAUGCCUGCUUCGAAGUCCAAAAUUCGCUUGUUCACUGUGACGCACCCGAAUAAGCGGCGCCAGAUGACGCGUGCGAUUCCAGAAGUACGUACAACUAUCACAGUCUUUGCAGAUGACGAUGUGAGCUGGCCACGCACAGUACUCCCUUGGAUUCUGGCGCCUUUCGAAAAAGAUGAGCGAUUCGGUGGUGUAGUAACCUGUCAACGGCUGCGACGGGCCAUCGCACCAACCAUGUCCGAGCGCAUAUGGGGGUAUCUUGGUGCCUUAUAUCUUGAGCGACGAAAUUUUGACUGCGCAGCCACCACACACAUUGAUGGAGGGUUGCCAUGCAUGUCCGGGCGUACGGUGGCUUAUAAAACUAAGAUCUUACAAGAUGAAGGAUUCACAUAUGCCUUCACGAAUGAAGAAUGGUGGUUUGGUAAAUAUCAGUUGAAUGCUGAUGAUGACAACUUCAUCACUCGCUGGAUGGUCUCUCAUGGCUGGGAGACUUACAUGCAGUACCAUCCUGAAGCCGAGGUCUUGACCACGCUAGAAAAUAAUCCAAAAUUUUUGAAGCAAUGCGCACGCUGGUCACGCAGCAACUGGAGGAGCAACAUCACAAGCAUGUUUCAUGAGAAGCACAUUUGGUAGUAAGUUUCCCUUGUCAGUUUAUUUUCGACACAUUCGUUGGUUCUCUUGUUCAGUCUUCAAAUCGGUUUGAGCGUAAUGGGUAUCUAUCAUUUCAUCCCAGUGCGCUAUUUGAAUCAACCAUGCCGCCAGUAAUUCCAUACGGAUGCUUUUGAACUGUU
Molecule: messenger RNA, 1209 nt
Organism: Aspergillus saccharolyticus JOP 1030-1
Lineage: Eukaryota; Fungi; Ascomycota; Eurotiomycetes; Eurotiales; Aspergillaceae
Product: glycosyltransferase family 2 protein
Exons: 2
Coding region: 143-1051 (302 amino acids)
Source: RefSeq, a predicted model, not a curated record